ACGACGUGCUGGUGGUGAGGACACAGCACUGCUCACUAGUGCGUGGAGGUGCUUAGAGUAGGUACGCUCAACACAGUUCAUCUACGAAAGUAUGCCAGAGUUAGAUGCCAAGGUCGCGUCAGUCUUGGACCGCGCAGGCCCUGACUCGGAUGACGAAGACGCUCUGAUUGCCAGCCUUGAGAAAGAUGAGGAUGCGUCGCUCUCAGCGUUUCGCGAGCGGCGUCUGCAGCAACUCCAUGAAGAGGUUAAUCGAGCAAAAGCGUUGCGCAGUUCCGACCAUGGCACGUUCCUCGAGGUGAAAGAUGAAAAGUCUUUAAUGGACAUCACCACUCAGACAAAGCUUUGCGUGGUGCAUUUCUUCAAGCCAGACUUCAAUAGGUGCGGAAUAAUGGACCGUCAUCUCGAGACCCUUGCACCAAAACAUUACGAUACACGUUUCCUCAGAAUCAAUGUCGAGAACGCGCCGUUUCUAGUCACUAAGCUGAAGGUCCAGGUACUGCCCUGUGUGAUCGCAUUCAUGGACGGCAAACAAGUCGACCGCAUUAUUGGUUUUGAAGGACUUGGGUACACGCAGGACUCUUUUACUACUAAAGAUCUGGAGUCUCGUUUACUAGAAGCAAACGUACUCGUGCGAUCCAAGCUUGGUGAUGAGGAAGCAGCCAGGAGAGGCUUCCAGCCAAAAAAACAGGUCACUGAAUACGAAGAUGACGAUGAUUGGGAUUGAGCUCUUGUACGCUGUGUCUCUGUACGGAGUGGGCGCUGGUGUAUCGUCGCUUAGAACUAGGUGGCGCUGUGAUCAGCUUGUUCGUUCAUCAUAUAUCCACACAUGUUACACUGGCAGACUUCUGGCGCGAUUCAACAUACGGUCCCGAGACACUGGUCGGCGACUAUGCUGCCACGUAUAAGGCUGCAGCUAUCCUCCGAUUCGUACUAUGUACCGACCAACAGACACUGUGGAUCUACAUGUAGAACGGAGCGUGU
Pseudovirgaria hyperparasitica is the source of this 981-nucleotide messenger RNA. RefSeq names its product thioredoxin-like protein. The record is from RefSeq and is a predicted model, not a curated record. Lineage: Eukaryota; Fungi; Ascomycota; Dothideomycetes; Acrospermales; Acrospermaceae. Gene Ontology annotation, cellular component: cytoplasm. The transcript is spliced from 3 exons. The coding region runs from base 92 to 724 and encodes 210 amino acids.